AUGCCAGAAAAUGAUGGCUUGAUGAGGAUAUUCUGGCCGACGGACAUCCAGCGCUCCGACCUGCCUGGCGUUGUCGUGGGAUGGAGGAACUCGAGCCUGGAUGUCUUCGUCGUGGCCAUCCUUGACGAUGUCGAUGUCAGCAUAACCGCACCCUUAUACCGACCGUAUGGACACCAAUUGACGAAUCAACAGGCCGGCCAUGUGGAAUUCGCCCUGAAGGCGGGCACGCUAUUUCGCAACUCACCUCACCCUGUCAAUAGCAUAUACGAACGAUGCGGCCAUGGCGCUAUGCAUGUGCUGGGCCUGACCAACCCCAGCGAUGCUGUGGUUCUCGACCCUUCCUUGUUCGUGGCGACGACCCCGGCGAACGCAAAGGUCCCUUGGAUCACAUGCGCAAAAGCCCUGAGUAUCCAAAUUAUACUCUACGACCGACCCCGCCCUGGCCGAAUGCAAUACAUCUCGUUGAACCCUAUCUCCCUCGCCCUCGGCAACAAGGAGGCCCCCGGCCUGCCACCGACGGAACACAUGGCAGAGGAGGAAAAGUACGAGCUAAAGAUGAAGGAGCAGAAGAGGAAGCUUGUUGAGAAGCUGAAGCUGCAUACCAUCGUCAAGAGGACCCCGUCGCCGAAAGAGAAAGCUCUACCGAAAAUUGUGAAUCAGAUCAAUUGGUCCUGGGAGCUGGAGCAGCUGUUGCAGAAGAACAUUUCUCGAAUCGGUACCAGGCCUAAGCGGUCUCUGAGCGUUUCCGAGAGGGUGGUUGAACAUGCGACGACGAUGCGGAAUUUCGUAUGGGAUCUCUUGAUCUUAUACGUCCUGCCACUGAUCCAGUGGGGUUUCGUCUACAUGUUGAUGGGUCACAGAGCGGUCGCCGAAUUCCUACUUCAAAUUUUGGAGUUCAGACUGAAGGACAAUUAUUUGGCGCUGAAGGAUAUUUCGGCAACGGCGCAGCAGGUAGAAAUUCGGCUCCAGCAAUUCUGUUAUUGGCCCAUGCAGUAUACGACACUGCGGCAGCGAAAAAACGACUGGGAGAGUGUUACGACAAGCCACCCCGACUACAUUCGGUUCUAUAACAGCUUAUGGCUUGUUGCCAACGACGUCAUCAUUGGCAUUGCGCUGGGUUCGUACAUCAUCGAUAACGCGGAAUGGGCCGCCAAUGCCAUAAGUGAGCUCCUUAGCAAGUACACUGUUGAAGCGCUACAGCGAAGCAUAUCAUGGUUGAUGGGCUGGCCCGCCGGUUUGAAGAUCAACAGCGAGCUGGCCAUGUUUCUUGGUGACCUUUUCCUUUGGGUCAUUGAUUACUGGUCAAAUUGUAUUGCUGCCCUUCAGCCUGUGCUGCCUCACAUCAUUUGGUUCAUCGGCUUUUCGAGCUUUGCCGGUGCCAGCAUGCCAAUUGCCAUGUUUUCUGAUUUGCUAUCCGGGCUGACUGUCCACAUUUACUCUUUCUACCUUGCAUCCGCCCGGAUCUAUCAUUGGCAGCUGACGAUCCUCAUCUCACUCUUCCAUCUCUUCCGCGGCAAGAAGCAUAAUGUCCUCCGUAACCGUAUCGACUCGUGCGGCUAUGACCUGGACCAGCUUCUCGUAGGCACCAUCCUCUUCACAUUGCUUUUCUUCCUCCUGCCGACGGUGGUGGUAUUCUACUUAAAUUUUGCCAUUGCUCGCAUGGUCAUUAUUUCUUUGAAGGCCGUCUUUGACACACUUCUUUCUUGCUUAAACCACUUUCCCCUCUUCGCGCUGAUGUUACGGGUUAAAGACCCGAGACGACUUCCAGGCGGCAUCCGUUUUGAACUUCGAGAUACCCAUGAUUAUAGACUUAGUAAUACUUCCAACGAACCACCCACCUCCGUCAUCUACCUUAAGUCCAUCCCUCUUACUUUCCGUGCUAUGUUCCACCAGUACUUCCAAAUGGGGAGCCGCAUCCGCAAGCAUUACCUCUCACCUCGCGUCCUGCUCUGCCUCCUAACCGGCAGAUUCGUACCGCCUCUCAACCGCAAGAACCUGUACAGCCUGCAGUACAGCAUGCUGCCUGCGCGUCGGGCGGGGAUCCGCCAGAUGUGGGACGCCAUCACGACCGCGCAACCUUCGAGGAAGCUCGUGCCGUUCAUGAUAAACGGGAGGAGGUACCCCUCGGGGCUUGGUGGGGGCGGGAGGACGAGAUACCACCAUUAG
This is a messenger RNA of Colletotrichum truncatum, 2166 nucleotides long. RefSeq names its product N-acetylglucosaminyl transferase component. Gene Ontology annotation, cellular component: endoplasmic reticulum; membrane. Lineage: Eukaryota; Fungi; Ascomycota; Sordariomycetes; Glomerellales; Glomerellaceae. The record is from RefSeq and is a predicted model, not a curated record. Gene Ontology annotation, biological process: GPI anchor biosynthetic process.